AUGUCAAAGGUUGCAAAACGAUGGACGCCAGAAGAAGACCAGAUGUUGCUACGCCAGGUGUCCUGCUCGACAACCCAAGGUAAAGCCAGGGAUUGGACCGCCAUUGCGGCCGGGGUGCCCGGGCGCAGCAAUAAAGAUUGCCGUAAGCGGUGGUGCAACCACCUGGUUGGAGGUCUUCGCAAAGGCUCGUGGGAGACAAGCGAGGACCGCAUACUGGCAGCCAGUGUGGAGCAGUACGGCUUUCAGUGGGCCCUCGUGGCAGAGGAGGUCGGCACUCGGAGUGCAGAUCAAUGUGCGAAGCGUUGGCAGCACUCAUUGGACCCAUCCCUCGACCAUAGCAAAUGGACCACGCAGGAAAGCAAGGAGAAGGAGCUUUUGGAAGCAGUAGAAAAGCACGGCCGCGCGUGGAAGCAGAUUCAGACCCAGUAUUUCCCCAACAGAGCAACAAACAACGUAAAGAACAGAUAUGUAACGCUCGCGCGGAAGAGAGAAGCAGGAGCGGACGGGAGAGACACUCCAAUGACCGACAGUGAAAGCGCGACAGCCGCCUCGCCGAGCUGUGCAACGGUCGUGGCAUCCGUGGAAGAGACUUCUUCGCUGUAUAGAAGUGACGCCGCUUCCACGACCAGCGAGGACCGAAAGGACCGAGGCGAGAUGUUCGACCUUGGCAUGCUCACCAACAUGCGACGCACGACACCUUUCAUGAGCUUGGGAAUGCCGGAUGAGGACGGCUUCACCAACGACAUGUCGUUGGACUUUGGAGAAGACUACAACCCAAUGGCCGAUUCAUCCCCGUCUCGAAGUCUACACAAUCAGACCCGCUCCCAUGGAUCCGCCAGCCAAUCAUCAUCAAACACGCGCUUCGACUCGGCAGCUGACAAACUCUCUGCGCUGAUGAACAUGGAUUUUCUCCCUACUCGUUCGGCCCAGUUUGUACUGACAAUAGACAACCCGUCUCCGGAAACAAUCACGAAAAUCAUAGGCAUACUCAUACAAUCGGACAUCAAAUUCAGAACAGAGAUGAAGUGA
Molecule: messenger RNA, 1029 nt
Organism: Diplodia corticola
Lineage: Eukaryota; Fungi; Ascomycota; Dothideomycetes; Botryosphaeriales; Botryosphaeriaceae
Product: myb transcription protein
Exons: 6
Coding region: 1-1029 (342 amino acids)
Biological process (GO): mitotic cell cycle; positive regulation of transcription by RNA polymerase II
Cellular component (GO): nucleus
Molecular function (GO): RNA polymerase II cis-regulatory region sequence-specific DNA binding; DNA-binding transcription factor activity, RNA polymerase II-specific
Source: RefSeq, a predicted model, not a curated record